This is a messenger RNA of Rhipicephalus sanguineus (brown dog tick), 1175 nucleotides long. RefSeq lists its product as uncharacterized. The transcript is spliced from 3 exons. Bases 153 to 572 code for a protein of 139 amino acids. The record is from RefSeq and is a predicted model, not a curated record. Lineage: Eukaryota; Metazoa; Arthropoda; Arachnida; Ixodida; Ixodidae.
AACCGUUCUUUGCUACAAGUGCUGAGGAAGAGGCUUCGCAAGGGGAAAGACAGGAUUCCGAACCAGUCAGCUUCGAGGAGGCACACUCUAAACGGAUCUUCAACUACCGCCUAAGCAGAGCCCGUCGAGUGGUCGAAAAUGCAUUUGGAAUAAUGGCUCAAAGGUGGCGCAUCCUGCGUCGCCCUUUCAAAGCCAAAGAUGACAACAUCAGACGAAUCAUCUCUGCAUGCGUGGUUCUCCACAAUUUCAUGAUGAAGGAGUCUGAGACAUCUCGAUACGCCUACUGCCCUCCUGGGACAGCUGACCACGUUGACUGGCAGGGGAACAUCGCAGAAGGCAGCUGGAGGGCGGACGGCACCAGCAGUGAUGCGCUGCCACCUCUGCCAAAGACUGGCUGCCAUGCCACAAGGAUCGCUUACAAAGUGCGGGACCUCCUUGCGAAGCAUUUCAUCACCAUUGGCAAGGUGCCUUGGCAAGAACGCAAGAUCAUGGACAAGAGCCUGUGCAGUGGUGUUGCACAGGGCGGCGACUCAACUGUCUCUGACGGCUCGUCCAAGACAACGGCAACAUAGCUGUCGUCCUCUAGCUGGCCCUCCUCUGCGAUACCUGUGCUGCUGCUCGUUGUUGGCCCCGGAUCAUCCACACUUGAUGCUCUGUGUGAAACGUCAUUGGAAAAGAUUAACUAGUGUGAAAGAAUUGUUAUGUGCAAAUUCUCUUCACUAUGGCAUGAAGUAGUAUUCGUCUUAAACGAGCACUGAUUGUUACUUUGAGCAGCCACUUAUUUAUAAAUAGCAUUUUUAGUGGUACAAGUGCAUGUUUUCAGACACACUGACAAGAAAAUGUGGUGUAUCUGAGUAGACCCACUUCCGAGGAGAAAUACCUUGAGGUGCCUGUGGACCUUAAUUGCAUGCUAACAUGUGUCCUGUGAAGCUGACACGUAUUACAAAGUGGAGGAAUUUUCUUGUACACUAGACCUUCUUGACCAUAUAUUUAUAGCAAAAAGUGAAUAUGGUGGUUGUUAGAGCUCACUUUAUAAAAUGUGAGGGUAAUUUUGAACUUGAAUCACGUGACGUGGUAUUGCGUUACCACCCCUGCUUUGCUUCAUUAAAAAGUUUUCCUAAGCACCUUCACUCUCCUCACCAUAUUUUUUCACAUGCUCAUGUGAUCGUUACCAU